CGGCCCGGCCGCUGCUACCGGCUGUGCGCGGCGGUUGCUGGCGCGCUGCCCGCCUCGCACGGCGCCGCGCUGUCCCGGCCGAGGAGCGCGGUUACCGACUGAGUGCGAGGAGCGGUGUAGGAGGCGCAGCCCGGAACCCCCGCAGGCGGCCGGAGCAGAGCCGCGCCCCGUUCUCGGUGGCUGUAAAUGGCGCUCGGCUGUCGCCACCGCCGUCAUUACCCUCCCUCACAGAGCGGCGGCGGCGACACCGACACCUCGUCCGUGGGGAGGCCGGCACAGGCCUCAGGGCGCGGGGGCAAGGAGCCCGGCCGCUGCUACUCGUCUCUUUACCCCGUCUGCGGUAGUACGGGGCUUCUGGCCUUGUAGCAAGCGCAGGAAAGAGUAGCUAGUGAUUAAAAUUGAGUUGCGCUAGUGUAAAGUCAGACAUCUGGCACUGGCUGGGUGUCCCCUGCAAGGCUGCUUCCUGCUCCAGUGGUUCUGUGCGACUGGCUGUAGCUGGGAUGUGAUUUUUUCCCAGUCACACACCUUUUCUCUUGGCACUGAACACUACAGCUCAGAAGCACAAGUGGAAGAGGAAAUUCCUCAGUGCCAGAGGAGGCUCCAAAAUGGAAGAAGGCAGAGAAGCUCCGCCAAAACUGGAAGAAAAUCCCGCUGAAGCAUUCACUGACUCAUCUCUCUUUGCUCACUGGGGCCAGGAUCUGAGUCCUGAAAACAGACGUAUCGCACUUAAACAGUUCCAGUAUUACGGCUACAAUGCUUACCUGAGCGAUCGCUUGCCACUGGACAGGCCCUUGCCCGACCUUAGGCCUAACGGGUGCAGGAACCUUACAUUUCCUGACAGGCUUCCUGAGGUCAGCAUUGUAUUCAUAUUUGUUAAUGAAGCUCUCUCGGUUAUUCUGCGCUCCAUUCAUUCAGCCAUUGACCGGACUCCAGCUCACCUGCUCAAGGAGAUCAUUUUAGUUGAUGAUAACAGUAAUAAUGAAGAACUCAAGGAGAAACUGAAGAAAUAUGUUGAUGAAGUGAAUGCCCAUAAGCCUGGUUUCAUCAAGGUUGUUCGACACAGCAAACAAGAGGGGCUGAUUCGAUCUCGAGUUAGUGGAUGGAGAGUAGCCACAGCACCAGUAGUUGCACUCUUUGAUGCCCAUGUGGAAUUCAAUGUGGGAUGGGCUGAACCAGUGCUUACUAGGAUAAAAGAAAACAGAAAGAGAGUCAUUUCUCCAUCAUUUGAUAAUAUUAAGUAUGAUAAUUUUGAAAUAGAGGAGUAUCCCCUCUCAGCACAGGGGUUUGACUGGGAGCUGUGGUGCCGAUAUCUGAACCCUCCUAAGUCAUGGUGGAAACUGGAAAACACAACUGCUCCAAUAAGAAGUCCUGCACUGAUUGGAUGCUUCAUAGUAGAUAGGGAAUAUUUCCAAGAGAUUGGCUUACUGGAUGAAGGCAUGGAAGUAUACGGAGGAGAGAAUGUGGAGCUCGGAAUCAGGGUAUGGCAGUGUGGAGGGAGUGUUGAGGUUCUACCUUGCUCCAGGAUUGCCCACAUUGAAAGAGCACAUAAACCAUACACAGAAGAUCUAACUGCUCAUGUCCGGAGAAAUGCACUGAGGGUGGCUGAAGUCUGGAUGGAUGAAUUUAAGAGCCAUGUUUAUAUGGCGUGGAACAUACCCCAGGAGGACUCCGGAAUUGAUAUUGGUGAUAUUUCUGAGAGGAAGGCCUUGAGGAAAAAGCUCCAAUGCAAGACCUUUAGGUGGUAUCUUGUCAGCGUGUAUCCAGAAAUGAGAAUGUAUUCAGAUACUGUCGCCUAUGGGGUGCUGCAGAAUUCCCUGAAAAGUGAUUUGUGCCUUGAUCAAGGGCCAGACACGGAGAAUAUCCCAAUUGUGUAUAUCUGCCAUGGAAUGACACCACAGAAUGUUUAUUACACAAGCAAUCAGCAGCUCCAUGUGGGUGUUCUGAGUCCCACUAUCGACGAUGAUGACAACAGAUGCCUGGUGGAUGUGAACAGCAGGCCCAGGCUCAUUGAAUGCAAUUAUGCCAAAGCCAAGAGAAUGAAGCUUUACUGGCAGUUUACUCAGGGAGGUCCAAUCCAGAACCGAAAAUCCAAGCGUUGCCUGGAAUUGCAGGAAAACAAUGAAAAUGAAUUUGGAUUUCAACUCGUCCUUCAGAAAUGCACUGGACAACACUGGUCUAUAACAAAUGUCCUGAAAAGCUUGUCAUCAUAGCAGACUAAAUUUUUUUACCCAUUUACUUUGCUACUGUGUAGCAAAUAUUGCAUUGUUGCCUGCUGUACUGUAUUUCUCUCACUACCACCACCCUCCCGGCUCCUACUUUUCCUCUUUUUCGUUCCUUUGAUUUUAUUUUGUGAGUGUGUGGAAAUGGGGUUUGUGGGCUGAAAAUAAGACUUUUUAUUUGACAACUACGUUUUCAUUACAUUUAUAGAGACUUUGAAUGACAGGUGAUGGGUAGGCUAUCCUAAAAUAUUUUACAACUGUAAAUAGGAAACAAAUGGAGAUUAUUUAUAACUCAAACUUUUAUUGAAUAAAAAAGUUCAAAUACUA
This is a messenger RNA of Tyto alba (common barn owl), 2546 nucleotides long. It is a transcript of the gene GALNT18, whose product is annotated as polypeptide N-acetylgalactosaminyltransferase 18. Gene Ontology annotation, cellular component: Golgi apparatus. The transcript is spliced from 12 exons. The record is from RefSeq and is a predicted model, not a curated record. Lineage: Eukaryota; Metazoa; Chordata; Aves; Strigiformes; Tytonidae. The coding region runs from base 606 to 2210 and encodes 534 amino acids.